Messenger RNA from Phytomonas sp. EM1, 1878 nucleotides. The record is from the annotation of a GenBank genome assembly. Lineage: Eukaryota; Euglenozoa; Kinetoplastea; Trypanosomatida; Trypanosomatidae.
AUGGAACCCACGGGCGUGCUUAUUCAAGAGACCCCUACCAAUCCCCCCCCUCUUCCGAUGCAAGGCGUUCCCCCCGCGUGUGGGACGUCGGCGCCACCCCUGACGGUGCUCACCACCGACGCGAUUAUCGCCGAUUGCAAGAACAAAGGCCUCUACCGCAACCCCGUCUACAACGAUAAACUUUAUUUGCACGGGAAAGGCCUCGAUCGCAUCGCGACGACCGCCUUUGAGCCCUACACCGCCAUCCGGGUGCUUUGGUUGGAGGGAAACGCGCUGAAGGAGCUGCCGUGUGGGGCCCCGCGGAUUCAGGUGCGGCCGCCCGCAGGGGCGGGGGCGGGGGUCGCCGGCGGGAAAACCCCGCGCAGCGAAACCGCCGAGGACGCGGAAUCCGCCGACGAAGGCAGCUCCGGGGGGAAUGAAACCAGCCACGCCACCCUCCUCCUCCGCGCGAGCGAGAAACCCCCAACGGAAGAAGAAGAAGAAGAAGAAGGAGGGGGAAAGGGAAAGGGAAACGGAGGGGAAGGGAAUCGCCACGUCGAUCCGACGACGGGGAUUUUUGCCGAUCAGGCGGGGGAAAAGACGCUGCCGUGUGCGGCGGAGAUCCCGGUGGAUCGUCGGGAUGGGUUCAGCUCGCUCUACCCCACCGUCCGUCAACUUUACCUCCACAACAACUUCUUCCGCGAGAUGCCCGACCUUAGCCGGUUCGAACGCCUCGACGCGGUGAACCUCGCGAAUAAUUUCUUCUCCGCGGUGCGCCCGGGCUGCCCGUUUUGGGAGGCGCAGACGCGACGACGACAGGCCGAGGGUGCGCACUCCGACGCCGCCCUCGCCCGCAGCUUCUCCAAGAGCGCGCAAAAAGAAGCCCAGGAGGCGAUGGAAGCCCAACAGGGCGGCGAGACGAACGAAAAAGACGUCGAAAAGACGAACCCCCCGCCGCCUGGCGGCCUCGCGAAGGAACAGCCGACGCCGUCCAUGCGUGAGGCGGUGUUGGAUUCCUACCGCCUUCGCGUGGAGGUCUUCUCGCGGUAUUGCCCGCACAAACCCCUCUGCGGCCUCGAGGAUCACGGGAAGCUGCCGGAGAACCCCUCGCGCGCGGAGCGCAACCCUUGCAGCUCCCUCCGUUCUCUGAAUUUGGCGGGGAAUCAACUCGAAUCCUUCGAGGAUAUCGUGCCGUUGUUGUGCUAUAAGGCGCUGUCGAAUCUGGAUUUGAGCGAUAACCGCCUGAACGACGGGAUGGCGGUGCUUCUCGUGUUAGAACGCCUUCCGAUGUUAACCUCUCUGAGGCUGUCGAAGAAUCCGCUGGUGGCGACGCUCGCGAAUUAUCGCAAAACGGUACUUUCGCGCUGCAAGCAGCUGUUGUACCUCGACGAGCGUCCGGUUUUUCCGGAGGAAAGACGCCUCGUGAAUGCAUGGGCCACCGGCGGGCAGGAUGGCGAGGUGAAAGAGCGAUUGAAGAUUAAAAUGGAGAACGAACGCGAGCACAAACAGCGGUUGGAGGAUUUUCGCAAGAUCAUCCGAGGGUCCGCCAUGCGGGAGGGAGAGACGCACCCGCACGCCGCUUUUAUCCGAGCCAUCCAAGGCCUGGCAUCGAGGGAAGGAUCGAGGGAAAGAUCGGUGGAAGUCGGCAGAGAUGUCGGAGCGGAUUCCUCCCCAACGUCGAGCGAGGAAGAGGAGGAGGAGGGUUUCCGGGAAAAUGGGCAGCAAAAUUACGAGAUGGAGGAGAAUAGGGGGGAUGAAAAUCAGCGUCUAAACCGAACCCCGGCGGCAGCGGCAACACGCCCGCCGCAACCACGCGUGUUGAGCUGCAAUGCGAAUCUAAACCCCGGUGCUGCUUCUUACGAGGAUGAAAAUCAGGAUGAUAUUUAUGUUCCUCAAUGA